AUGUCCUUUCACGUUAGACCCGCGGAGAGGAGCGACGUGCCUCGAAUAAUUCAAUUGAUCAAAGACUUGGCCGAAUAUGAGAAGGAGCCUGACUCGGCGAAAGCAACUGAAGAAUUGCUCAUUCGGAACAUCUUCGAGAAACAUCAUGCGUCUGCACUGGUCGCAUGCCUAGGAAAUCCAGAAAGCCCCGGUGAGACUAUAGGACUGGCGCUGUAUUUCUUCAACUUUAGUACUUGGACCGGCAAACCUGGACUAUAUCUAGAAGACCUCUACGUAUCGCCCGAGCAUAGAAACCUUGGAGUUGGCAAGGCUCUUUUCGGGCAUUUGGGAAGAGUAGCCGAGGAAAACGACUGUGCUAGAUUAGACUGGGCAGUGUUGAAAUGGAAUGCUCCUUCGAUCGCAUUUUACGAACAAGUACUCGGAGCCAAACCCAUGGACGAAUGGCAGGGCAUGCGCCUCGAAAUCGAGGGCAUCCAAAACCUCCGCAAGUACGUCAAGUAA
Molecule: messenger RNA, 501 nt
Organism: Rhizoctonia solani
Lineage: Eukaryota; Fungi; Basidiomycota; Agaricomycetes; Cantharellales; Ceratobasidiaceae
Product: GNAT family acetyltransferase
Exons: 6
Coding region: 1-501 (166 amino acids)
Biological process (GO): protein acetylation
Molecular function (GO): N-acetyltransferase activity
Source: RefSeq, a predicted model, not a curated record